AUGGCAUCUACCUCGUUGAUUCACACAUACGAUAGUCCUCCGGAUCUUUUGAUCAAUCCAGAUUUCAUCGUUCAUGUGCAGCCAAAAACAGAACACACCGAAAAUCCAUGGUCUCCAGUCGUCGCAUAUGCCGUUGACGUGGCGAAUGCGAGCACCAUUCGCAAUGACUUCAAUUAUCACUCCGUCGCAGUGGCGUCCUUCGACUUCGACGGACCUGUUAGGGUCAAGGUCACGUAUACGCUAGGCUCAGUCGACUUAGCAGCGAUCCGACCAGCCUCACGAGGCAUCACCACUGAGUUGCGAGAUAACAUAAUCACUUUCACUUUGGAUCGCGCUCAAGACGUGAUGCUCGAACUGAAUGGCAAUAAGUGGAAAGCCCUCCAUUUACUCACAAACACGGUUGAUCCACACGCCCCCAGCGAGGAUACCGAAGACGUCUGGUACUUUGGACCAGGGUUAAAUCAGGGAUCGGCGUACUUGAAGAUCACCGACGGGGUCAAUCUCAUGAUACCGUCAGGUACAACCGUGUACAUCGCCGGUGGAGCUUUCGUCACCUUCCGGCUGAACUUUGUUGGUGUCUCCAACAGUUCCGUGCGAGGGCACGGCUUUAUACUCGGUCCAAAGGGUGGAUACAUCCAUCGAGAACACGGUGGUGCAAUACAUAUGAGCCAAGCGAGUAAUAUUCGUGUGGAAGGUGUCACGUCCUUGGGAGCAAACGGAUUCAGUCUCUCCGCAGGAGAAUGUACGAACGUGCAUGUCAAUAGAUAUCGCUCGUUCUCAUCUUCUGGCAACGGAGAUGGAGUGGAUUUCUUCUGUUCGUCCGAUAUCAUGAUCGAAAAUUGCUUUUUGCGCAACUCCGACGAUACCAUUGCGCUCUAUUCUCACCGCUGGGACUGGUAUGGUAAUUCUAGCAACAUCACAAUUCAAAAUUGCGUUUUGCUUCCCGACAUAGCUCACGCUAUCAUGAUCGGUACGCAUGGCAAUUGCGAAAAUCCGGAGACGACCAGCAAUGUCACGAUUCGGAAUAUUGAUAUCUUGGAUCAAGAGGAGAACCAGUUGUGGUACCAAGGAUGUAUCGCUAUCAACGCUGCCGAUUCGAACCUAAUCCAAGAUGUCAAUAUAGAGGAUGUCCGAGUGGAAAGGAUCACCUGCGGCCAACUUUUUAAUAUCCGAGUGAUGCAAAAUGAGAUGUGGACUACUGGCCCUGGGCGAGCGAUUCGAAAUGUGACUUUCAAAGACAUUUCUUUGUGCACGCGAGUCUCCAGAACAAUUAAUCCGUCCCUCAUUUUGGGUUAUAAUGAGGCCCGGCAGGUCGAGGAUAUUACUUUCGAGAACCUCAAGAUCGAUGACCAGGUGAUUCACGACCAGAUGGAGAAGCCCAGAUGGUACAUGGUCUCGGACUUUGUUCCUUUGUUUGCCAAUGAGCAUGUCAAAAACGUCAAGUUCAUCGCGUCAUGA
Molecule: messenger RNA, 1458 nt
Organism: Penicillium mononematosum
Lineage: Eukaryota; Fungi; Ascomycota; Eurotiomycetes; Eurotiales; Aspergillaceae
Exons: 1
Coding region: 1-1458 (485 amino acids)
Biological process (GO): carbohydrate metabolic process
Molecular function (GO): polygalacturonase activity
Source: RefSeq, a predicted model, not a curated record